AUGGCUUAUGCGACAGGAUGUGAUAUGAGGGUGUCUCACCUGGCCUAUGCGGAUGAUGUGGUCAUUUUCCUGAAUGGGUCUCUGGACUGUGUGAGGAGGGAGAUGGAAUUCUUGGACAGGUACGAGGCCCAGUCAGGACAGGCGAUCAAUGCAGAGAAGAGCUCCUUCUUCCCUUCGAGAUGCAUAUCAGACAGGAGGAGGCAGCAGAUAGCAGCGGUUACAGGCUUUGGUUUGGGGGAGAGGCCUAUGCUUUACUUAGGGGUUCCAAUCAUCUCAGGGAACAAGAGGACAGUCCACUUUGCGCCAUUGCUGGCGAAGAUUCAGAGGAAGUUUCAGGGUUGGAACCUCUCACGCCUUUCACAUGGGGGUCGCCUGAUGCUGAUCCAGAGUGUGCUGAGUUCUCUAUCUCGUCAGGUGAUCCAGCCUCCUUUGGAGGUCCUGAGGAAGCUGGAGGGGGGGUUUGCAUCUUUUUUCUGGAGCUCAGUGGGACAUGAUAGGAAGGUGCAUUGGGUGGCUUGGAGGGACAUCUGCAGGCCGAAGCAGGAGGGUGGGCUGGGGAUCAGACGGCUAUCAGAGGUGGGGGUGGCCUUAUCCAUGAAGUUGUGGUUCAGAUUCAGAGAGCAGUGCACACAAUGGGCCAGAUUUCUGAGGAGAUCUUAUUGUGGGACGGUGGACCCAGGUGUGGUGACUACGAGGAGCAAUGCUUCCCCCAGUUGGCGCAGGAUGAUUCAGACGGGCUGUGGCGGAGGGCAGUUGGGUGGAUUAUUGGGCGGGGUCACCUCGCUUUGGCAUGACGGUGGAUGGAGAGGGACCGUUGUCGGAGUGGUGUACAGUCAGGGGCCUCGGAUGUCGAGUGGACCGGUUUUAGCAGAUGGCGGUGGAGUCGGGAGAUACUUGAGAGGGUGCCUCGCCGGUGGCGGAGGAGGUGGCAGAGGUUCGGUGAGGCAGGGAGGAGGAUGUUAUCUUGUGGCGACCCACGUGAUGGGAGAUUUACUCAGUGCACAGGAGGCCUCUGAGACUGCGCACGGGAGGAGGAUGUGA
This is a messenger RNA of Zingiber officinale, 1041 nucleotides long. RefSeq lists its product as uncharacterized. The transcript has a single exon. The record is from RefSeq and is a predicted model, not a curated record. Bases 1 to 1041 code for a protein of 346 amino acids. NCBI's taxonomy places the organism in Eukaryota, Viridiplantae, Streptophyta, Magnoliopsida, Zingiberales, Zingiberaceae.